Cyphomyrmex costatus is the source of this 2078-nucleotide messenger RNA. RefSeq names its product phenylalanine--tRNA ligase beta subunit (gene beta-PheRS). Bases 283 to 2058 code for a protein of 591 amino acids. NCBI's taxonomy places the organism in Eukaryota, Metazoa, Arthropoda, Insecta, Hymenoptera, Formicidae. The transcript has 13 exons. The record is from RefSeq and is a predicted model, not a curated record. Gene Ontology annotation, cellular component: cytoplasm; phenylalanine-tRNA ligase complex. Gene Ontology annotation, biological process: phenylalanyl-tRNA aminoacylation. Gene Ontology annotation, molecular function: magnesium ion binding; RNA binding; phenylalanine-tRNA ligase activity.
ACUGCAGAAUCGGUAUUAUAAUUUUUCUUACAUUUUUCGCGAGGUAAAUAUUCUCAUCAAUAAACGUUCUCCUCGGGAGAAAAUAAAAACGUAGACGAGAGAUGUUAGCCAAUGAAUAAACCUCUAAGAUAAAUAUUUCUCUCACGUGUCUAUUAUUGCUGUAAAGUAAACCUACGCAGAUUUUACCUCUUCACUUCGCAUUUCCAACAAUUCCAACGUUCCGGUGUUACUUGAUUAGAAGCCUGAGGAUUGCCCUCCAUUGCACCUUUACCUAGUACAAAGAUGCCAACUAUUGGAAUAAAACGUGAUUUACUAUUUGAAGCAUUAGGCAAAACAUAUUCCGAAGAUGAGUUCCAAGCAUUAUGCUUCGAAUUUGGUUUAGAGCUAGAUGAAGUGACAACGGAGAAACAAAUGUUAGCAAAGGAAUAUGGCUUUGACCAAGGUACAAUAGAUGCCUCUGAAGAGAUUAUCUACAAAAUCGAUAUACCUGCUAACAGAUAUGAUCUUUUGUGCUUGGAGAGUCUAACCACUGGAUUGCUUAUAUUUUUGAACAAGAUACCCAUACCACGUUACAAAGCAAUAAAACCAAAUAUAAAAAUGGAAAGGAUUGUGAUGAGCCCAGAGUGCUUAAAAGUAAGAGGACAUAUAGUUGCCGCAAUUUUAAGAGACGUUACUUUGACACAAGAAUCUUAUAAUAGUUUUAUCGAUCUUCAAGAUAAACUGCAUCAGAAUAUAGGAAGAAAACGUAGUCUAGUUUCUAUUGGCACUCACGAUUUGGAUACAGUUAAAGGCCCAUUUCUAUAUGAUGCCAAAUCACCAUCAAAGAUACAUUUCAAACCGCUUUAUCAAGAUAGAGAAUACACGGGAGAAGAAAUCAUGCAAUUAUAUGCAACACAUGCUCAGCUUAAACAAUAUUUGCCCAUCAUAAAAGACAGUCCUGUUUAUCCCGUGGUGUACGAUAGUAAUGGAGUUGUUUUAUCUCUCCCUCCUAUUAUCAAUGGAGAUCAUUCGAAGAUCACACUUGAUACGAAAAAUAUUUUUAUUGAGUGCACAGCAACUGAUCUUACAAAGGCAAAGAUAGUGUUGGACACGAUAGUCUGUGCUUUCAGUCAGUAUUGCGAUACAAAAUAUACAGCAGAAAUUGUGGAAGUAGUGUAUCCCGAUAAUCGAACUUUCUAUUAUCCAGAAUUAAAAUAUCGAACGGAGGAAAUUAACUGCAAUAAAGCGAUCAGUUACAUUGGUAUCAAACAGACUCCAGAUCAAGUCGCAGACUUACUGUCAAAAAUGUCUCUAAAAUCGGAGAUAAAAGAUACGGAUACAUUAAUGGUAGAAAUUCCACCGACAAGACACGAUGUGAUACAUCCUUGCGAUAUUUAUGAAGACAUCGCUAUCGCUUACGGAUAUAACGAGAUAGAAAAAACUAUACCGAAUAUAUCGACAAUCGCGGCAGAAUUUCCGCUCAACAAACUUACCGAUCAAAUACGGGUAGAAUUGGCCCAAGCAGGAUUCACCGAAGCACUGACUUUUUCAUUGUGUUCACGUGAAGAUGUAGCGGACAAAUUAGGAUACAAAAUAGAGGAUGUACCAGUAGUUCAUAUAUCCAAUCCAAAAACUUUGGAGUUUCAGGUUGCGCGUACCUCACUUUUACCGGGGCUGCUUAAAACGGUAUCGGCGAAUAAAAGGAUGCCUCUGCCUCACAAAUUGUUCGAAGUUUCCGACGUUGUGUUACGAGACGACACAGCGGAAGUUGGUGCGCGCAACAAUCGCCGUCUGUGCGCGGUAUACGCUAAUAAGUCGGCUGGUUUUGAGAUAAUUCAUGGUCUAGUAGAUAGAGUUCUGUUACUAUUAGAGAUACCCUGGAACGCUAACAAAGAUAAAAGUGGAUACUAUCUACGUGCAGCUGAUGACCCGAUGUUCUUCCCUCAACGAUGCGCCGAAAUUGUCUGUUAUGGUGAAGUGAUAGGAAAAAUGGGAGUCUUACAUCCCGAUGUACUUUCGAAGUUUGAUUUAAAUAUUCCGUGUUCCGCGAUGGAAAUAAACAUUGAACUGUUUUUGUAAUGAGAGAAAAUAAAUAAUGU